Messenger RNA from Salvelinus fontinalis (brook trout), 1027 nucleotides. It is a transcript of the gene gdnfb, whose product is annotated as glial cell derived neurotrophic factor b. The transcript has 2 exons. The record is from RefSeq and is a predicted model, not a curated record. Lineage: Eukaryota; Metazoa; Chordata; Actinopteri; Salmoniformes; Salmonidae. Gene Ontology annotation, molecular function: growth factor activity; receptor tyrosine kinase binding; glial cell-derived neurotrophic factor receptor binding. The coding region runs from base 59 to 757 and encodes 232 amino acids. Gene Ontology annotation, biological process: negative regulation of neuron apoptotic process; peripheral nervous system development; positive regulation of branching involved in ureteric bud morphogenesis.
GUUCCAACGGGAAUUUCUUUGACCCAGGGCAGGUUCCACAAUUGGACUAAGUUCUACAAUGAAGUUAUGGGACACCCUUACCACCUGUUUCGUGCUGCUGAGCAGCGUACAUACGAGCCCUCUCCGGAACCGACAGUCCACAAAAAGAACACGCGCUUCAGAGAGUCUCCAUGACUUCCCGCCAAUGCAUCUCAGUAUAUUUUCAACCAAAAGUCCAGAAACAGCCGACAGGGAAGAGCUAUCUGUAGAAACACAAUAUAACAUGGAUGAGCUUCAGCCAGAGCAGUUUGAGGAUGUGGUGGAUUUCAUCAAAGUCACCAUCAGUAGACUGAAGAGCUCGUUACACCUGGACACGGGCUCAAGGAUACGAAUGAAACGAGAGAGAAGGAAAGGAGGGAAGGGAGCAACCAGAGGAAAGGACCAGAGGGAGAGGUCUGGGAGCGGACGAGGGAAAGGGGGCAGAGGACAAGGCUGUCUGCUCAAACAGAUCCACCUGAAUGUGACGGACCUGGGUUUAGGUUAUCAAACCAGCGAGGAAAUGAUCUUCCGGUACUGCAGCGGGCCUUGCAGGAUCUCGGAAACCAACUACGAUAAAAUCGUCAACAACCUCACCCAAAACAAGAGGCUCCUGCCGGAAACGCCGCCUCACGCUUGCUGUCGACCAGUCGCCUUUGACGAUGACCUGUCCUUCCUGGAUGACCACUUGAUGUACCAUACAAUGAAGAAGCAUUCUGCCCGGAGGUGUGGCUGUGUCUGACCUCUGACCUGUGUCACUAAGAAGAGGGUCAAUAGUAGUGAGAGGACAUGGCUUGAAUCAAAAACUAAGAUACAUUUUGUAGACGCCAUCCUAGACCCAUUGAAGGUACAUGAAAUGAAAGGGCCUACCAAUGCUUUGUGUUGUUGAUAGGAUGAUUUAGGAGGCAUGCCAUACCUCUCCAUUGAUAAUUGUAUCCCACCACUAACUGAUGACGUCAAAAUCAUACUGACUCUAUGGAUGGUUUUAGAUGCUGACAAUGGACUUAACAUG